Molecule: messenger RNA, 1092 nt
Organism: Knipowitschia caucasica
Lineage: Eukaryota; Metazoa; Chordata; Actinopteri; Gobiiformes; Gobiidae
Source: the annotation of a GenBank genome assembly
AUGUUUGUUCACGAGCCGGGGGAGUGCACCAGGACUCGGCUGGAGCUGGUCCUCAGAUCCCUCCGAGAUCUGGACCAUCGGCGGGUCCGUCAGAUGGUUCUGGUCCGGUCCGCGUUAGACCCAGGGGGAGUCCAGAUGGCCACCAGUGAUGAUUCACCAGAACCAGGACUGAUCCAGGACCAGGACCACAGGAACCAGGACCAGUGGGAGGAGAACCUGCUGCAGCUGAAGCAACAACUGAGAUCAUUGAAGAUUCGCGACGCUGGACUCGUGUCUCAGAUCCGAGACUUAGACCGACAAAUCCUUGAGCUGCGAUUGGACGCUGACUCGUCACAUGUCCUGCCCUCUGAAAGCCCCGCCUGCAACAGUCGCUCCAGCUCAGGUUUCUACGACUUCAGCGAAGGCCUGUCGCUCUCCAACUCUUUGUUCAGCCUGAGCUCCACCCACGACCCGGAGACCCCGCCCCCUUCUACAGAAGUCCCUCCAACCAGUAUAUUUGGCCCUCAGACUCUGCUCUGCUCCUUGCCCUCCCCCUCUUCCUCCUCCCCCUCUCAGCCUCCCCUCUGUCUCCUGGACUCCUACAUCUUGUCUCUGCUCCAUCGUCGGACUCCCACUUCUCGCCCGAAUCAGCCCAGAACCACCACCCAGCUCCUGCUCCAUCACCAACCUCAUGCUCUCUCCCCCUCUUCACCCAACCCCAGCAGCUCUUCACCCAACCCUUGCGGUGCUUCGGGUCCACACGCUGGUUUUGAAAUGAGCCAAACUAGUCCGGAAGUUGCAGAAUCCACACUGAGCAAAGGACAUCUCUCGCCACACACAGGCGAUGGAACUGAGGGGAACAUGUUGAAACCUCGCAGACGAGACCAACUGGGAAUGAAGACCCCUCAGAGUUUGGACCUGGAUCAGAAGGAGGAUCCGGUUCUUCGAGAGGAAGAGAAGACAGAGGAAGAGGAGAGGAGCAGAGGAAGACCAGGAGGCUUCGCGCACGUCUGGCUCUGUUCGAUCCACGAGACGUUCUUCAGUCAAACACAGAGCGCCGAGGUCACAGGAGCGGACUGGCAGCCGACGAAUCAGAGAGCUGUGCCGCAGUGA